Molecule: messenger RNA, 1080 nt
Organism: Cutaneotrichosporon oleaginosum
Lineage: Eukaryota; Fungi; Basidiomycota; Tremellomycetes; Trichosporonales; Trichosporonaceae
Source: RefSeq, a predicted model, not a curated record
CGCUUGUCAACAACUCCAUCGCUGCCUCAGCAUCCACACCUUCUUCCCAAGCCGUAAAGAUGCUCCGCCGCCAGGCCCGCGAACGCCGGGAAUAUCUCUUCAAGAAGAGCCACGAGUCGACAGAGCGCGCCAUCUACGAGCGCAAGCAGGCGAUCAAGGAUGCGCUUGCGUCCGGCCGCUCCCUUCCCACCGAGCUGAGGAACGAGGCGCGCAGCAUUGGCAAGGAUCUCGUGCUCGAUGAGGCGCAAACGGACCCCAAGUCGCACGUCGACGACGAGUACGCCAAGGUCGGGACGUACGACCCCAAGGUCGUCGUGACGACGUCGCGCGACCCGUCGUCCCGCCUCACCCAGUUCGCAAAGGAGAUGCGUCUUGUGUUCCCCAACGCUGUGCGCCUCAACCGCGGAAACACCGUCAUGAAGGAUCUCGUGCAGACCUGUCUCGCGCAGGGCAUUACCGACCUCGUCCUCGUCCACGAACAUCGCGGCGUGCCAGACGCCAUGGUCAUCUCCCACCUCCCCCACGGCCCCACCCUCAGCAUGACCCUCCACAAUGUGACGCUCCGCCACGACGUCGCUUCCUCCGACUCGACCGUGUCUGAGCAGUACCCUCACCUUAUUUUCGAUGGUUUCAGCACCAAGCUCGGCGAGCGCGUCGCUGGUAUCCUCAAGGCCUUGUUCCCCGUGCCCAAGGACGACGCCAAGCGUGUCAUGACCUUUGCCAAUGACCGCGAUUUCAUCUCCUUCCGCCACCACGUCUUCGCGAAGACGAGCCACAAGGACGUGCAGCUCGCGGAGGUCGGACCUCGCUUUGAGGCCAAGCCAUACGAGAUCCGCCAGGGCACUGUUGACCAAACUGAGGCCGACGUCGAGUGGCUUUUGCGACCCUACAUGCGCACCUCCAAGAAGCGCAACCAGCUCUAAAACAUCAACAUAUUCUCACGGCACUCUGUUGUACAUUAACACCAUGCAUGUCUACAUUGCUUCGUUGAUUCCACGCUUCCACGUGCAAGAGCGAGACAGGUUCCCCAUCCUCCAAAUGUCAACCUCACUGAACCAUCUUUCGUUAACAUGAUGUACU